This is a messenger RNA of Australozyma saopauloensis, 447 nucleotides long. RefSeq names its product DNA-directed RNA polymerase core subunit (gene RPB8). Gene Ontology annotation, biological process: DNA-templated transcription. The transcript has a single exon. NCBI's taxonomy places the organism in Eukaryota, Fungi, Ascomycota, Pichiomycetes, Serinales, Metschnikowiaceae. Gene Ontology annotation, cellular component: RNA polymerase II, core complex; RNA polymerase I complex; RNA polymerase III complex. The record is from RefSeq and is a predicted model, not a curated record. Bases 1 to 447 code for a protein of 148 amino acids.
AUGUCUGGCAUUCUUUUCGAGGACAUGUUCGUGGUCGACUCCGUCGACCCCGGAAGAUACAACAAGGUCAGCCGCAUCGAGGGCCAGUCGUCCACGUCGCUGGACAUUAAGAUCACCUUGGAUAUCAACUCCGAGUUGUUCCCAGUGAAGGAGAGCGACUCUUUGACCAUCACCUUGGCCUCUACGUUGGGUAACGAGUCUUCUAUGGUCACGUCCAACGGUUCAUGGAGACCACCUAAGCGUGGGGACCGUUCAUUGGCUGAUGACUACGACUACGUGAUGUACGGUACCGUGUACAAGUUCGAGGAGAGCUCGGGCAACGAUAAGAUGGCGGUGUACAUUUCGUUUGGGGGUUUGUUGAUGCGCUUGGAGGGCGGCUACCGGUCGUUGCUGAGCUUGAAGCAGGAAAACGCAUACAUUUUGAUUCGUCAUUACAAGGACAACUAG